Messenger RNA from Oncorhynchus masou masou (cherry salmon), 4034 nucleotides. RefSeq lists its product as uncharacterized. Lineage: Eukaryota; Metazoa; Chordata; Actinopteri; Salmoniformes; Salmonidae. Bases 128 to 2020 code for a protein of 630 amino acids. The transcript is spliced from 10 exons. The record is from RefSeq and is a predicted model, not a curated record.
CACAUUUUCUAUUGAAAAACGGUACCUUUAUUAGGAUGUGGGCCACUGUACUACUCAGUCGGAAGAGGCUGAAGGUCAGUGUGGAGUAGAGGGGCUUCCUCAGCGUAGGAGGACCACAAGGAUCUCUAUGGCAGUGAAAGAGCCAGGGGGUCCCAUUCAUCCGUUAUCUGCCCUGCUGUAUCAGUCUCAGAACAUCAACACACUCUCUUCAGAGGAUUUCAUCAGACUCCUCAGGGAAUCUAUGGUGGAACUGAGACAACCCCAGCCAAUAGCAAGUGAGGAGGUGACAUGGCCAGGGGAGCACCAAAACAGGAGAGGGAGCUGUCGGAACCUGAGUCUGACCAUCCAGGCCCUUAGGCACCACCUCCCUAGACCCUCCCCAGUGGGUAUGAUGACUGACAGGCUGGGAGAGCAGGGAGACACAGAGCCACCUGAUCAUCACCUGCCUCUUAUAGCUGCGGAGAAACCCUGGACCCCGGCACACCUCUCCUCUCAAUCCCUGUCCAAGGAGACCUCUGAAUCUAUGUUCUCUUUCACAUCUUCCCCCUCACUGCCCUGCCUGAGACCGGGCAUCCCAUAUGUGUAUGGGAGCACAGUAAUGCUACAGCGGAUCUCAUCCCUGCUCAGUGAUAGAGGACGGUGCCAGAACAGUCAGGGUGACAGCCCUUCCCCCCCAGCAGACAUACUCCUCCCAGACUACCCUGACCGGACUCUGACACUAGAGGGUGCCACAGACCCUGUCUCCUUCAACAGCCUCAGUAAAGACAGCAUGGAGGUGGAGGAGCUGGUGUUCUCCACUGAGUGGGGAGUGGAGGACAUAAUGACCUGUGAUAUACCAGGAGACGACGUCUUCAAUGUGGAAGAGGAGGCAGUUCCUCCUGUAGAUGUAACGUUAGACAGAAGGCAUAGUCUGAGCAGACUGAACCUCCAUCCUCAGUUCUACAGUAAUGAGGACAACCAAUCAGUGCCCUCUGUAUCUGAGAUCCAAGUGGAGAGUCACAACUUCCUGACACCUGACUAUGAGAAAAUGGACUACUACAAGGAGGUUACUGACAAAAUCAUGCAUGCACCAAGUGUGAGAGACGUGUGGAGCAUCAUGCCUGGAGGGGACAAAUCAGGGAACAUCCGCUCCCAGACCUCCACCUUCUCUGGGGCUGUUGCUGCCUCAUCUCACUGCUUCCUGGAGCUGGAGCCCUUACAGAGGGCAUUCGACCCUCCACCGCUUGAGGAUUCAGUGGAAUGUUUCCGCCGGGACUCCCAGGAUGCAGUGGACCAACCGGAGAUCCUGACCUCCUGUGCACUCACUGAGACCACCGAGGAUCUGCUCUCUGAGCUCCACCAGACCUUCUGCUUCCUGGAGGAGCUGGGAGACACAGGCUCCAGUGGCCCAGAGACAGAGAGAGGCUCUACCCUGGAGGGGGAGCAAGACAGUGGGGCUUCCGGGAGGUACAUCAGGCCCUUCUCUCUCCAGGACUCCUCUCUGCUCAUCCCCCUGCGGAGGUCCGCACGCUCCAGACAGCUACAGGUUCCUGGGUUGUCUCUGUCCCCUAGGACUAGCCCCAGCUGCACCCCCCAGCUCAGCCCCUCCUCAGCCCUAGAGACAUCCAGGGAUAGGUUACCUGGAGGGGGGAAGGCCUCGCACAAGGAGGAUGCAUCAUGCUUCAGAAGCACCCCAGAGGAUAGGCUAGGCCACUGUAAGCUGGGCAGCUGGUGGAAACAAGCCCUGGAGACCCGGAGGGCAUCCACUGGCCUACUCCCUGCCAUAGAGCAGGUGUCCACGAUCUCACGAGAAAAGAGGGCCUCUCUCGUCCCAGGGCAACCCUACUCCCACAGUACGAUCAACAUCCAGGAGUCUCCGGCCAAGCAGAGAGGAGACAAGUGGGAGGUCAAACAGGCGGAGAAAGAGGAACUGCUGGAACGGAGGGGCUCUGGGAAGUUGCCCCACCAGCGAGUGGAGCAGGACUUGGCGAGCCAUAGGGGAGCCAGAGUGAAGAAGGGCAAACGGGUGAAGAAGGCAUGAGGACAUCCCGUUACACAUCUAUACUGUCAUUCUGUGGAGUGACGAACAAUCAGUGUAUGUGUGUAAAAUGUAUAAUUGACCAAAUCCUGUAUGGUAUCACUGUUGUGCUACACUUCAAACCACUGUAAAUUUAGUUAGGUGCAGACUGUUAUUAAAUGUUUUUUACUUGGCAGAUACAAAUAUUUAUUUCUCACUGAAAAGAUUUGUUGUUUGUCACAGUAAUGGCUCCACAGUAAUGGCUCCACAGUAAUGGCUCCACAGUAUGCAUGGACAGAUAAUCCAAAUGGUGUGGUUGCAUCUAAACACAUGACGUUUCUCUUUUAUCUAAAAAAAGAUUCCAUUUUGAGCAUGGUGGUGAUCGUCACCAUGGCUGUCAUGGAUGACCAAUGGUGCAGUGACCUUAGUACACCACAUCACCUAUACGGUCACCUCACAUCAUCACCUCUCCUGUCACCUCUUUGAGCUCUUCAUCUGACAGGUCCUGAUUCCUUUGGCGACCCCUCCUCUCCUAUAGGCUGCUGGUGUGUUCUGGACACAUCCUCCUCCUUAUACAGUUAUCACACACACACACACACACACACACACACGGAAAAGCUCAUCAAUAGUUAAUCUCUCAGUAAUUAUUGACAUGGGUUAAAUUAUUUAAUACUUCACGAACCCAGUCGAGAUUAAGAAUAGUGGAUUCUGGGUCAUUUGCAUAUCGUCUCAAUGAUCUGAAUAGAUGCAAGGUCAUUUGGAUUGACUAUAAGGAUACAGAUAAACUCUGGACUAACUCAUUCUAAAAGCACCACAUGGUGUCCUUGGAUAUGUCAGUUUCCCCCUUUUACAAAGGAUUUGCCUUGCUGCUAUUCCAUCUCAUGAAAAAUGGAUGACCUCCCAGUGCUAGUUGCUGCCGCCUUCUCUCCUCACAUUUGCACAGUGCCCUGAGAUUGCAUGUAUGUUAGCAUCCCUCCCCCUCUCUCAAUUUUGGAGGUGGAGGGGGUUGAAUAACUUAACACACAUUUCAGCAUGACAUUUCUGCUUGGGGUCUCCCGUCCAUGAGCCAGGCCCACACACACACUGCACUAUUACCAAAGAUAUGUGUGUCAUCUUCUGGAGUUGUUAGGCCUCCCUGCAUGACCUCACCAGGUGUGACAGCACCUCUGAUACCCAUUUGGUGCAUGGGGCUGGAGGAACAGGACCAGCCAGUGUUUUGGAUGCUUUAGUUUACACCUCAACAAUCAUGAUUGGGAUUGGCUGCACAUUUUUUUUUUUCGAAUCCAAAGAACCUUUCAUACAGUAGAAUAUCUUCAUCCUAGUUAAAUAAAGGUUCAAUAAAAAAUGUAAUCCACAUCUUACAGCGCAGUAUAGUAAUUCAUGAUUUGAGCACAGAUAAAGAUCUUCCAAAUGGAAAUAUUCUAGGGGCAAAAACCUGUCUGGAAGUAAUGAUGCUCGAAAACAUAUCAGGACACGCGGUCUGGAAAAUAAAUAAAUGCUCUGACCACAUACAUCCAAUAACUCCCACUAAUUUGAAUACUGAUAAAAAUCGUGGAAACCUGGGCUCUGCACUGCAACAAAAUUACACAUAAAUCAUGUGCAGAGCAGACAAGGUUAAAAAUCCCAACCAAACAUGAUGGAUAUAAAUUGCUGUCUGAUGUUUGUAAAUCAUUCUUAUAAAUAAUUGUCUGUGUGCGACUGGAGGCGCUCUGGAAAAUGCAGGGCGAUUAAUACUUGCUAUUGCAAAACUCUCCAUGCGAGUUCCCUUCUGACCCCUGUAAUGUACUUUUUUAUUGCUAUUUCAUCUAUUUCUUCAUCUUCAAAACGAGCGUCCUUAACCUUCCCCAGUGUAGAUUCAUAUAGGCCACAGUAAGCCCCAUCUUUGUAGGGGGUUAAUAUAGAAUAUUCAAUUGAUUUUGAACAAUAAAACAAAAUAAUGCAGAUAUAACAGCUGCUACCUUCUUUAACAUGGAAAUAAUUUGCAGCUUAUUUUCAAAACACUAUAUCCACCAAUGUUGGUGUUUUGUCAUCAGAAAUG